UUUGGAAACGGACGUCGACAGAAAACAAGCCCGGAGGCUGAAUGCGCGUGGCCGCCAUCUUGGGCUUUGGAAACAACAUUAGACGAACUAGACGUACAGAUCAGCAGCUCUACUAGCCCAAGCCACUCAACGAGUGUGAUCCCUCCCUCCCUUGAUACCCAGACGCAUCAGUUGAUUGUUUUUGUUUUUUGGCCGAUUAUUUCGGAUUGAGAAAUAUAAUUUAACAUUGUGAUUGAACCAAAGUUGAGUUGAGAUUCCCAGCAACUUGUAGACCCCCUUUGCUGGACGCCUGUCAUCAUGUCGAAGCCGGGUGAUCGCAGUAGUGUUGCACAAACGUACAAAAUCGUCGUUGUGGGCGGGGGAGGUGUUGGAAAAUCUGCCAUCACUAUCCAGUUUAUUCAGAGUUACUUUGUGACAGACUACGAUCCUACUAUUGAAGAUUCCUACACCAAACAGUGUGUCAUUGAUGAUGUUGUUGCCAAAUUAGACAUUUUGGACACUGCUGGUCAAGAAGAAUUUAGCGCCAUGAGGGAACAAUAUAUGCGUUCGGGUGAAGGUUUCCUGCUCGUCUACUCAGUAGCUGAUCGUUCUUCCUUUGAUGAAUUGCCUCGUCUCCAUAGGCAGAUUCUAAGAGUCAAGGAUCGUGAUGAAUUCCCCAUGUUGAUGGUGGCCAACAAAGCGGAUCUCCAACACCAAAGAAUGGUCUCAUCCGAUGAGGGCCACUCUCUCGCCCGGCAGCUCAAAGUACCAUACCUGGAAUGUUCGGCCAAAUUGAGAAUGAACGUGGACCUGGCCUUCCAUGAGUUGGUUCGGCUCAUUCGCCGUUUCCAGGCUCUUGAGCGGCCACUCACGUCCAGCAAGGACCAACGUCAAGCACGCAAACGACGCAAGAUGUGCAUGCUCUUGUAAUAAAAAUAUGCAGCUACAACAAAAAACACACAAAAAAGGCUAAGAAAAGAAAAAUUCACAAUCAACUGCCCCUCUUUACCUCUACUCCCCCCCAUCUCUACAUUCAACAAAAUCAUGCAGCCUGAAGAAAGAAAAAGUUUGUCGCUUAUUCCCCUUUUCAUCGUCCCUUGAAGACCGUCGCGCGCGCAUAUUAAAAAAAAAGAAAAAACGGAAAAAUGUCCUCAAGUGAUUGCCAAAUCCGCACAGAUAACGUUUUUUUUCUUUAAACAUACAUAUUCUUCGAUGUUGACCCUCCUUUGCCCACCGCCUCCUUUUUUAAUGUUUAAACAAACAAAACACAGACAAAAAAAAGGAAAAUAAUUUUUCAGCUGUUCUAAACAAAAAAAGAAGCUUAAAAGAGUUUUGAGAGCUGACACUACACGAGGCAAUCAAAAACGAGUUUUGCAUUAAAAAAGGAACUAGGUAGCUGUGUGAUUUAGCCCCCAAUUUAACUCGACUAUUUUCGAACUUGUGGUUCGUUAUAUUUUUUUUCUGUCUCUUUAUCUUUUUUAAUUGGAAGAUAUAACAACGAUGUUAUUUUUUUUUCUCCUGCCUCUCUUCACUAUCGUGUAUAGAGCUGUCCCGUUCCUCUUCUGCUGACUGAUUCGAAAUUCGAAAACAAAAAAUGCUGUUAAUUGAAUUAACAAACGACAUACACACAAAAUACAAUGGCAGCCUUGUUAGCCCUUUCUCACACUAA
This is a messenger RNA of Daphnia pulicaria, 1648 nucleotides long. It is a transcript of the gene Ras64B, whose product is annotated as ras-like protein 2. NCBI's taxonomy places the organism in Eukaryota, Metazoa, Arthropoda, Branchiopoda, Diplostraca, Daphniidae. The record is from RefSeq and is a predicted model, not a curated record. Gene Ontology annotation, cellular component: plasma membrane. The coding region runs from base 298 to 909 and encodes 203 amino acids. The transcript has 4 exons. Gene Ontology annotation, molecular function: GDP binding; GTPase activity; GTP binding. Gene Ontology annotation, biological process: signal transduction.